ACUUAUAAACUAGUCACUAUAAAAGUAAAUUAUUGUAGUAACCUCAUUUAUAAACUUAAAAUAAUUUUGAACAAACAACGUGCAACUAGCUAAUAAUGAAGUUACUUUCACUGUUAUUACUAACCUGGGCACUAGCCAUAUGCCAGGCUGACGAGCCAGACUGUAAAAAUCACAAACAGGCUGGCCACGACAGUUUCGCGUGUGUCUGUACUACCGGUGCCCCGUGUCCUGCCAUUGAGACACCCGCCAAAACAGCUACCGGUGUGGUCACCCUAUAUCAGUCUGGCCGAGACGGGGCACGACUACGCAAGUCUACCCUUCAUUUCGGUAAACAACCGGAAGGGGAUGGUAAGGUCGGGGCCGAGCAGUUGCACGUUAAGGUGAACCAGGAUGUCAAGCACCAGGAGGUGUUUGGAUUUGGCGGCGCCUUUACCGACUCGACCGGUAUUAAUAUACGCAAAGCCGGGGAUAAAUUGGGGGAUCAGAUACUGAGGGAUUAUUUCAGCAAGGACGGUAUUGAGUAUAGCGUGGGUAGGAUACCCAUUGGCGGGUCGGACUUUUCUACCCGGCCAUACGAGCUGGAUGAUGGUGGCGAGGACAAGACACUGGCUAAAUUUAAUCUCACCAGUGAAGAUCUUGAUGAUAAAAGCUGGAACUCCAUGAGGUACUCGGCUGAGACCACCCGAGACUUUGUCGCCAAAACAUUGGGACCUGAGUUAGAGGCCAGUGGUUGGGGACCCGACAAACUCAAGCUCAUGGUAUUGGACCACAACCUGGAUCUGGUGAAGGAGUGGGUGCGCGUCAUAUUUGCCGACAAAACUGCCGCUAAA
This is a messenger RNA of Oppiella nova, 830 nucleotides long. The record is from the annotation of a GenBank genome assembly. NCBI's taxonomy places the organism in Eukaryota, Metazoa, Arthropoda, Arachnida, Sarcoptiformes, Oppiidae.